This is a messenger RNA of Callorhinchus milii (elephant shark), 2584 nucleotides long. RefSeq names its product CDC45 cell division cycle 45 homolog (S. cerevisiae) (gene cdc45). Gene Ontology annotation, molecular function: DNA replication origin binding; chromatin binding; single-stranded DNA binding. The coding region runs from base 64 to 1767 and encodes 567 amino acids. The transcript has 19 exons. NCBI's taxonomy places the organism in Eukaryota, Metazoa, Chordata, Chondrichthyes, Chimaeriformes, Callorhinchidae. The record is from RefSeq and is a predicted model, not a curated record. Gene Ontology annotation, biological process: double-strand break repair via break-induced replication; DNA replication initiation; mitotic DNA replication preinitiation complex assembly. Gene Ontology annotation, cellular component: DNA replication preinitiation complex.
GGGCAGUGAGCGCGGGGUCUGAGGGGCAGUGAGCGCGGGGUCUGAGGGGCAGUGAGUGCGGGGAUGUUCGUGUCGGAUUUCCGUAAGGAGUUCUACGACGUGAUCGUGAACCAGAGAGUAUUGUUGCUCGUUGCUGCAGAUGUUGAUGCUCUGUGCGCCUGCAAAAUCCUUCAGGCUCUGUUCCAGUGUGACCAUGUCCAAUAUACGCUAGUUCCUGUGGCAGGGUGGCAGGAUCUGGAGACAGCAUUCUUAGAGCAUAAAGAGCAGUUCAAGUACUUUGUAUUACUUAAUUGUGGUGCGAAUGUGGAUCUCCUCGAGUUGCUUCAGCCAGACGAGGAGGCUGUCUUCUACAUCUGUGAUACCCACAGACCCAUUGAUAUCAUUAAUCUGUAUAAUGACACACAGAUUAAGCUGCUGAUCAAACAGGAUGACGAUCUGGAUGUUCCUGGAUAUGAUGACCUCUUCAGAGAUGACGAAGAGCAGAAUUCGGAAGAUUCUGGCAAUGAAAGUGAAGGGUCAGAACCUUCUGGAAAGCGUAGAAGGUUUGAUGAAGCUGCGAUGGAGAGGAGAAUAGAUAGAAGACGUCAACGGCGGGAAUGGGAGGAGCACAGACGAGAGAUCUUAUUUGACUACGAGCAAUACGAAUACCAUGGGACGUCAUCCGCCCUGGUGAUGUUCGAGCUGGCCUGGAUCAUGUCUAAGGACUCCAAUGACAUGUUGUGGUGGACGAUUGUUGGUUUGACAGAUCAAUGGAUUCAUGACAAAAUCACACACAUGAAGUAUGUAACAGAUGUUGGCACUGUGCAGCGUCAUGUAUCGAGACACAAUCAUCGCAAUGAGGAUGAGGAGAACUCGCUUUCCAUCGACUGCAUGAGAAUCUCAUUUAAUUAUGAUUUACGUUUGGCCAUGUAUCAGCACUGGUCCCUCUAUGAGAGUAUCUGCAACUCCAGCUACACCUACGCCAACCUCAAGCUGUGGUCUAUACAAGGUUUGAAGAGACUGCAGGAGUUCCUUGCUGAUAUGGGGCUCCCUCUGAAACAAGUCACGCAGAAGUUUAACUGCAUGGACAUCUCGUUGAAGGAGAAUUUGCGGGAAUUGAUCGAGGAAUCGGCCAAUAAAUUUGGAAUGAGGGAUAUCCGAGUUCAGACGUUCAGCGUGCACUUUGGUUUUAAGAACCAGUUCCUCGCCAGCGAUGUGGUUUACUCGGCUGCUGCACUGCUGGAGAACAUUGAGAAAGACAACGAAAAUGAUAACUUCAUCAGAGCUUUAGACUGUCUAUCCAGGAGUAACCUGGACAAGCUUCACCAGGGCCUGGAAAUGGCCAAGAAGCAGCUGCGAGCCAUUCAUCAGACAGUUGCCAGCUGCAUCUGCACCAAUCUCAUCAUUUCACAGGGACCCUUCCUGUACUGCUACCUGCAGGAGGGGAGUCCAGAUGUGAAGAUCUUUUCCAAGCCCAUUUGUUUGAGUCUCCUUUGCAGGCACUUGCUUAAGUCCUUCAUCCGCUCGACCAGAAUCAAGCGAUGUAGGCUGCUCCCCCUGGUCAUGGCAGCUCCGAUGGAUCUGGACAAAGGGACUGUGAUAGUGACUGGAAUUCCGCCAGAGAGCGACAGUUCAGACAAAAAAAAUUUCUUUGGCAAAGCAUUUGAGAAGGCAGCAGAAAGUACCAGCUCAAGGACUCUACAUGAUCAUUUCGAUACUUCCAUAAUUGAACUAAAGGCUGAGGACCGAAGCAAGUUCCUGGAUGCAUUGAUCUCUCUUUUGUCAUAAAAGUACAUGCAACCUCAGAUUGAGCUGAUAACAUUGACCCUCAGAAGAUGCAAGGUUUUAUUAUUUGUCUUGUUUUAUGUCUGUACAAAAUAUGAAAAAGUGUCCUCCGGUGUUGUGUUGGGUUUUACAAACCUUUUAUAUUAAUUAAUUGAUUUUAAAUUAUAUGAUGUUACAGAUUUGACACUUGCCAGAUUUUACUGCCAUUUUAUUAGAAAUAAAAUUGAUGCCAAUUUGACUGCUGAUGGUUUGCGCUUUUUAUAUUGAUAAAUUUACAUCCUACUUCUUCAUACCUGAUCUCCUUGAAAGUAAAGCUGGGUUUAAGUUGUUUUAUUUGGGUCAGCUGAGUGUAUGUCAGCUACUACACAUGGAACUUUCCCUCUGUCUGGAAUGGAAUCCGUACCCUGCUUGUCUAACUCCGUAAAGUAUUAGGCCAGGUUGGCAAAAGCCAAAACUUGAAAAUGCCGGCAUUAUAUGCUGCUUGAGUUUAACCAGCUAAAACUGCAAAGCUUGCCACUAAAUGCACUAUCUGGCAGGCUACUCGCUGCUCGGACCAUCCGACCUGUAGGGUUGUGGGACAUGUUCCAGGACGCUCCCCCUCGUGAAGGGCGCUAUAUAAAUGCAUGUUCUUGUUGUAACUUGCAAGGUUAAGAAGAUCUGAGUGGGAAUAAUCUCCCACUGUCAUUCCCAAAUCCUACCGAUGAUCCAGGCUGGCUGGUCUGUCAUCAGCAGACCCACUGGUCACAGGACCUGUGCUACUUGGACUGAACACAGGAUUGCUCUGAUUCUAACAUUCUGUUAAGCAUGUCACCUUGGAGGC